Molecule: messenger RNA, 7146 nt
Organism: Magnusiomyces paraingens
Lineage: Eukaryota; Fungi; Ascomycota; Dipodascomycetes; Dipodascales; Dipodascaceae
Exons: 4
Coding region: 1-7146 (2381 amino acids)
Biological process (GO): negative regulation of macroautophagy; protein phosphorylation; TOR signaling
Cellular component (GO): TORC1 complex; TORC2 complex; nucleus
Molecular function (GO): protein binding; protein-containing complex binding; protein serine/threonine kinase activity
Source: RefSeq, a predicted model, not a curated record
AUGCCAUCGCUUCCCAAUUCUCUCCAGCAGGAGGGUUUUGUUUUAAACGGAAUUUUUGCUGGGUUGAGGUCUAAAAAUCCUGAAGAAAGAGAUAAAGCUGGUACAGAACUUCAACAAUAUUUUUUGACAGUUGGAGUUGAAAACUCAGAAAAUGGAUCACCAAGACCAAAUAAUGAAAUUAACAAAAGAAUAUUUGAAUUUUUAAGAAGUACAGAUGUUUCUUCAAGACUUGGAGGUAUUACCGCAAUAGAUAAGUUAUUGGAUGUUUAUCAAUCGGAUGAAAUGUCAACUAAGGUUACAAGAUUUGCGAAUUAUUUACGUUCAACUAUACCAACUAACGAUAUUGAGGUUCUUCGUGCAGCUGUUAAUACUAUGGGUAAACUAACAGCUUACGAGGGUCUUGCAGCUGAAAUUGUUGAAUUUGAAAUCACGAGGGCUUUAGAAUGGCUUCAAUCUGAUAGACAAGAAGCAAGGAGACAUUCAGCUGUUUUAAUGAUAGCAGCCUUAGCCAAAAGCAGUAAAACACUUUUAUACUCUUAUGUUAAUCAAAUCAUUGAUGUUAUAUGGGUGGGCCUUCGCGAUUCUAAAGUUUCCAUUAGAUUAGAUGCAGCAGAUGCUCUUCAUUCUUGUUUAGAAAUUCUUGUGGGAAGAGAUACAGAUGCACAACAAAAAUGUUAUCGCAAGAUUUAUGAUGGUGCAUUGGCGGGACUAAAAAUUGGAACAACUGAUGAUAUACAUGGAACAUUGUUAGCUUUCCGGGAAUUACUGAGAACUGCUGGUAUGUUUAUGCAGCCUUAUUACAGUGACGUUUGUGAAACUGUUUUGAAAUACAAAGAUCACAAAGAUUUACUUGUAAGAAGAACUGUUAUCCAAAUACUUCCUAUUCUUGCUCAAUACAGCCCAAUAGAAUUCACAAAGAAAUAUCUCUCGGAUAGCAAAAUUGCACUCUCUGUACGAAGCAAUAUUGCGUUUUAUCUAGACCCAAUACUUGAAGGCGUUAAAGAGGUGCUAACGUCUAAAAGCAGAUCGAGAAGAGAACAAGAAUCGGCAGUUUUUGAAUGUUUAGGAAUGCUUUCCGGUGCUGUUGGCCAGGCUCUUUCCAAACAUUUAUCUAAAGAUGUUUUGGACCUUUUGUUUUCGUGCGGUUUGAGUGAGGAUUUAAACAAAUGCUUGACUAAAAUUGUAAUCAAUAUACCUCCUUUACACAUACCAAUUCGCGACAGGCUUUUAGAUAUUAUAAGUUUAACUCUUAGUGGUUCACAUUUUCAACCUCCAGGGUCUCCCAACUCUUUGCAAAAGAUCAAUGUCGUUGCUGCUAUGGAAUACAGAGAAACAAUGAUUAACAGAGAUAGCAACAAUAAUAAUACAUCUCAGGAUUAUACAGACGAUAAAGUAAUUGUAUUAGCGUUAAGGAUUCUUGGUUCAUUUGAUUUUAAAGGACAAUCGCUAAGUGAAUUUGUAAAAAAUUGUGCAUUGUAUUACAUUGAUCAUGAAAAUCCUCAGGUGCGAAAAGCUGCCGCUCUUACAUCAAUCAAUUUAUUUACCGCUGACCCUAUUUGCUAUCAAUCGAGUUCACAUUCAUUAAAAUCUGUCAACCAAGUUUUAGAAAAGCUGCUAACGGUAGCUUUAAGUGACCCUGUUCCUGAAAUCAGAAGAGAAAUUUUAAAUUCUCUUCAAAGUAAACUGGAUUACCAUUUGGCUCAAGCUGAAAAUGUUCGGAUGCUAUUUAUGGCGAUGAAUGAUGAAGAUUUUCAUGUCCGUGAAGCAGCAAUAACAAUUAUAGGCCGCCUUUCAAGAAUUAACCCUGCUUAUGUUGUCCCAUCUUUGAGAAAAACUCUACUUCAACUACUUACAGAACUUGAAUUUGCGACAAUUUCAAGGAACAAAGAAGAAAGCUCUAAACUUUUAGGGCUUUUGAUUAGCAGCACGAAUAAUUUAGUUCGACCAUACAUAAAACCAAUUUUGGCAACUCUUAUUCCUUCUGCAAAAGACUCUAGCCCUCUUGUAGCUUCGAGCGUUAUUGCUGCUAUCGGUGAACUAUCUAAAGUUACUGGGGAAGAUAUGUCACCAUAUUUUUCAGAGUUGAUGCAACUAAUAUUAGAUACACUUCAAGAUCAAAGCUCAGCAAUUAAGCGAGAUGCUGCUUUAAGAACUUUGGGCCAACUUUCCAGCAGCUCAGGUUAUGUUAUUGAUCCUUUGAUUGACUACCCACAACUUUUAGGUAUACUUGUUACUAUCUUAAAGUCUUCUGACCAAAAUUUAACUUUAAAGCGAGAGACUGUUCGUGUAAUGGGGAUUUUAGGAGCUUUGGAUCCUUAUAAACACAGAGAGGUCGAAAGAAAAACUGAAGACGAUUCUACAGAAUACGAUUCAGCUCCUAUCGAUGUUCUUUUAUUAAUGCAAGGAAUGAGUCCUUCUGCAGAGGAGUAUUACCCUACAGUAGUCAUAACAACCUUAAUGAGUCUUUUGAAGGAUCCUUCUUUAGUCACUCAUCACAACGCAAUCGCCCAAGCAGUUUUACAUAUUUUCAAAUCUUUAGGGUUAAAGUGUGUCCCUUUUUUAAAUCAAAUCAUUCCUGGCUUAAUUAGCGUUAUUCGGUCUAGCAGUCAUGUCAUGGCGGAAUUUAUUUUCAGACAGCUUUCCAAUUUGAUUCAAGUUGUCAAACAGCAUGCGCGUCCCUUUCUUCCAUCAAUAUUUGAAGUUGCGCAAGAAUAUUUUUCUAUCCCCAUUUUACAAACUGUCAUUCUUUCAUUAAUAGAUUCAAUUGCUCAAGCUUUAGAUGGAGAGUUUAAAGCAUAUAUGCCUCGAUUGCUUCCUCUUUUAAUCAACCUUAUACAAAACGAUAAGUCACAUAUGCGUGAUACAUCUGUUAAAGUUCUUAAUUCUUUUAUUAUAUUUGGAUCUACUAUUGAAGAGUACGUAAAUCUUAUUGUUCCUUGCAUAGUGAGUAUGAUCGAAUAUACUCCAAUAAAUUUACGAAUUGCGGCAAUUGAAACAGUAGGUGAGCUUUGCCGUACUGUUAAUCUAAAUGACAUGGCACCAAGAAUUAUUCACCCAUUGCUACGGACAUUAAAUCUUGAGGUUGAGGAGCUCAAAACACCAAUUGUGAAUACACUCUGUGCGCUAGCAUUCUCAAUGAAUUCUGAGUAUACAAUAUUUAUUUCUGUUGUGAACAAAUCUUUGCUAAAGCAUAAAAUUCAUGCACCAAAUUAUGAACAACUAGUCACCAAAAUUUUAAAUUCCGAGCCUCUGCCUCAAAAUUUAAAUCCUUACAGAAAACGCAUCAAAAUUGGAGAUGAGUCAUCUCCUGCUGACGUUGCUACUCGCAAGCUCAGAGUAAACCAAAUGCAUCUUCAACUAGCAUGGAACACAUCACAGCGUACAACUAGAGAUGAUUGGCUGGAAUGGCUUCGAAGGUUAAGUUUGGAAUUGUUAAAGGAAUCGCCUUCACAAGCUCUUCGUGCCAGCGCAAGUAUUGCUGGUGUAUAUGCACCUUUAGCAAAAGAUCUUUUUAAUCCUAGCUUUUACAGCUGCUGGGGGGCACUUUAUGAUCAAUACAAAGAGGAUCUUGUGAGGUCUUUAGAAAUUGCUUUAACUUCACCAAAUAUACCUCCUGAGGUUCUUCAAACUUUAUUGAACCUAGCAGAAUAUAUGGAGCAUGAUGAAAAGUCGUUACCAAUUGAUAUUAGAACGUUAGCGAAUUACGCUCAGAAAUGUCAUGCAUACGCAAAGGCACUCCAUUAUAAAGAACUGGAGUACAUGCAAGACCCAAAAACCAAUACCAUUGAAGCACUUAUUACCAUCAAUAAUCAUUUACAGCAGUCUGAUUCAGCUAUUGGCAUUCUAACUAGAGCUCAACAACAUCAUAGUCUUCAAUUAAAAGAAACAUGGUACGAAAAACUUCAGCGUUGGGAUGAUGCACUUGAAGCUUAUAAUCGCCGAGAGAAAGAAGAUCCUGACUCUAUGGAAGUAACAAUGGGUAAAAUGAGAUGUUUACAUGCUUUAGGAGAAUGGGAACAACUGUCUAAACUUGCUCAAGAGAGAUGGGCGAAUUCAACCUAUGACAUUAAAAGAGCAGUUGCACCUCUGGCAGCAGCAGCGGCAUGGGGAUUAGGUGAAUGGGAAAGAAUGGAUACCUACAUCUCAGUAAUGAAAAGUGAAUCGCCUGAUCGUUCAUUUUUUAAUGCUAUUCUUUCUAUUCAUCGUGGUAAUUACAAUGAUGCAUCAAAACAAAUUAUUAUUGCCCGGGAUUUACUUGCAACGGAACUAACUGCACUUGUUAGCGAAAGUUACAAUCGUGCUUAUGGUGUGGUUGUUCGUGUCCAAAUGCUUGCUGAACUUGAGGAAAUAAUCACUUAUAAGAAUCUUCCUACUGAAUCCGAUACAAGAAAAACAAUGAAAAAGACAUGGAUGAAAAGACUGAAAGGGUGCCAGCGAAAUGUGGACAUAUGGCAACGUAUGCUAAAAGUUCGUGCUUUAGUAAUUAAACCCAAAGAGGAUAUGGAUAUGUGGAUCAAAUUUGCUAAUUUGUGCCGUAAAUCAGGAAGACUAGGCCUUGCUGAAAAAUCAUUAAGCCGAAUUUUAGAACCAGAUGACAAUGAUCGGAGCACUAGCGGAGUUGUCGAAUUUCUUCCAAAAGUCGUAUAUGCGCAGUUAAAAUAUGAGUGGGCUAGGGGAAAUCACGAAGAAGCUUUGGAUAAGCUUAUGGAAUUCACAAACAGAAUGUCGCAUUUACUGAACUUGCAAGAUGAUGAUCUCAUUGCCCAGCCGUUGCCUUCAAAUAGAACUGAUGUGUCGUCUACUGUUAAAGAAAAUACCAGGCUCCUAGCAAGAUGUUUUUUGAAACAGGGUGAAUGGAAGGUGGCUUUAAGAGAAUCUUGGAUGACUGAAGGGCCUGAUACGAUUUUAGGGUCUUAUUUGCUUGCUACUCAUUUUGAUGAAAGUUGGUAUAAGGCUUGGCAUAAUUGGGCCUUGGCUAAUUUUGAAUUUAUCACACUUUUUGAUACAUGCAGUAUUCAAGGAGUGGAUACUGAUCGUCUUAUUCAGCACCAUGUUGUUCCUGCAAUAAAGGGAUUUUUUAAAUCCAUUGCUUUAUCUGAACAAAAGUCCCUUCAAGAUACUUUGCGUCUUUUAACUUUAUGGUUUAAAUAUGGAGGCCUUGACGAGCCAGCAAAAGCAAUGGCUGAAGGAUUUCAAUUAAUUCAUUUGGAAGUUUGGCUUGGAGUUCUUCCACAAUUAAUUUCAAGUAUUCAUCAACCUGACCCGGUAGUCAGUAAAGCUCUGCAAAGCUUAUUGACAGAGCUUGGAAGAAAUCAUCCUCAGGCUUUAAUUUAUCCUUUAACUGUGGCUAUUAAAUCGGAUAGUGCUUCUAGACAAAUGGCUGCAUCCAGCAUUAUUGAUAAAAUGCGACAGCAUAGUGCUACAUUAGUUGAACAAGCUGAGCUUGUGAGUUACGAAUUAAUUCGUGUAGCUGUUCUUUGGCAUGAACAGUGGCAUGAGGGCCUUGAGGAUGCUUCAAGAUACUAUUUUGGAGAGCACAAUAUUGAAAAAAUGUUUUCCACAUUAGAAGGAUUGCAUGCAAUGCUUGACCGUGGUCCAGAGACAUUACGUGAAGUGGCAUUUCAAACCGCCUUCGCUCGUGAUUUGCAUGAAGCUCAUAACUGGCUUAUUAGCUAUCGCAGAACUAACGACCCAGCAAACCUAAAUCAGGCCUGGGAUAUUUAUUACAAUGUUUUUAGACGAAUAACCCGACAACUUCCCCAAGCACAAACUUUAGACCUCCAAUAUGUUUCUCCAAAACUUCAAGCUGCAAGAAACUUGCAACUAGCAGUUCCUGGAACUUAUAUACCAGGAAAGCCUAUUAUAAGUAUUUCAAAGUUUGAUCCUAUGUUUUCUGUGAUUUCAUCAAAGCAGCGCCCUCGACGUUUAACCAUUAAAGCAAGUGAUGGAAAGGAUUAUCAAUAUGUAUUAAAAGGUCAUGAAGAUAUUCGCCAAGAUAAUCUUGUUAUGCAACUAUUUGGACUUGUAAAUACGCUUUUAUCUGAUGAUCCAGAAUGUUUUAAACGCCAUUUGAAUAUUCAACAAUACCCUGCCAUCCCCCUAUCUCCCAAAUCUGGUCUUUUGGGCUGGGUUCCUCACGCUGAUACAUUUCAUGUAUUAAUCAGAGAAUAUCGUGAAGGAAAAAUCCUUCUUAAUAUUGAAUACCGAGUGAUGCUGCAAAUGGCACCUGAUUAUGAUAGUCUGGCACAUUUACAAAAAAUCGAGAUAUUUACUUAUGCAUUAGACAACACUAGAGGCCAAGAUUUGUAUAGAGUUCUGUGGCUUAAAAGCAGAUCAUCUGAAGCUUGGCUAGAUCGUCGAACUCAAUAUACUCGUUCUUUGGCUGUUAUGUCAAUGGUUGGAUACAUUCUAGGUUUAGGUGAUCGUCACCCUUCUAAUCUCAUGCUUGACAGAUAUACUGGAAAAGUAAUUCACGUUGAUUUUGGUGACUGCUUUGAGGCUGCUAUUUUGAGAGAGAAGUACCCUGAAAAAGUACCCUUUCGUCUUACUAGAAUGCUUGUUUAUGCUAUGGAAGUUUCCGGUAUAGAAGGAAGCUUCAGAAUAACAUGUGAACAUGUUAUGUCCCUAUUACGUGACAAUAAGGAAUCAUUGAUGGCUAUUCUUGAGGCAUUUGCUCAUGAUCCUUUAAUCAAUUGGGGAUUUGAUAUUCCAAUGAAGACAGAUGGUCCAACUGUUGCCACUCAAACUGGCCCUGGAGGUCUAGUAGGUGGAAUGGGGGGACUUAUGGAUUAUGGAAAUAAUGGGUUUCUUAAUGAUGAUAGAACUGGGAAUGUGACUAAAGAGGAUUCACGAACUGGACGAAGCUCAAAUGGUACAUCUGCACUUUCUCUUUCAGCAAUCAAAGGAGGCGUAGCACCACCAACUGAGAAAAAAUCAGAGUCUCAAAUCACGGCCAACAGAAUUCAAAGAUCCCGUGAUAAUCGUGCAGAUAUUGUUCUGAAAAGGAUCACGGAUAAACUAACAGGAAAUGAUUUUCGAAAUGUUAAAGAUCUUGAUGUUCCUACCCAAGUCGAUAAGCUUAUUUUACAAGCUACCAAUGUGGAAAACCUUUGCUUGCAUUAUAUUGGGUGGUGUUCAUUUUGGUAA